Suhomyces tanzawaensis NRRL Y-17324 is the source of this 1384-nucleotide messenger RNA. RefSeq lists its product as uncharacterized. The record is from RefSeq and is a predicted model, not a curated record. NCBI's taxonomy places the organism in Eukaryota, Fungi, Ascomycota, Pichiomycetes, Serinales, Debaryomycetaceae. The transcript has a single exon. Gene Ontology annotation, cellular component: plasma membrane. Bases 145 to 1149 code for a protein of 334 amino acids.
CCAGCGUUGUAUGGCUAAUUAUCAUGUAUUUUCUAGAUAUGGUCGCAUUUAUCUUCACGCUCACAACGGGUGCCAGCCCUAUUUAAGUGACGAGUUGCCCCGUCCAAAUACAAACCACACACACAAUUGACUACUACUCAUAACAUGGAUAAUUCUAGCGUCUCCUUCACAAACAAAGAACCAGGCAUCAAGCCUGACAUGGUGUUGAAAAACUUUGCCAAAAGCUACGACACCCCACCCCCCAACACCUACCAGAACUUCAUCAGCGGCUUGGGGUCGUUGUUCGGCAGCUGCGGUGUCUUCUGUUGUCUCUGCUCCAACCCCUACAAGCAGGUCGACCAGGGUGAGGUCGGGUUGGUCCAGACCUUUGGUGCGUUAUCCAGAACCGUGGAACCAGGGUUGUCCUAUGUCAACACCUGGAGUGAGAAAUUGACCAAGGUCAGCAUCAAGAUCAACAUCAAGGAGAUUCCAGCCCAGAAGUGUUUCACUCGUGACAAUGUCAGUGUGAUCAUCACUUCGGUGGUCUACUAUAACAUUAUCGACCCCCAAAAAGCCAUCUACUCCAUCUCCAACAUCCACGAGGCCAUCACCGAAAGAACUCAGACCACCUUGCGUGAUGUAAUUGGUGGAAGAAUCUUGCAGGAUGUCGUCGAAAAGCGUGACGAAAUCGCCGAAAGCAUUGAAGGCAUAAUCGCCAAGACCGCAUUCGACUGGGGUGUCAACAUCGAGUCCAUCUUGAUCAAGGACUUGACCUUGCCCGAAAAGGUUCAAAGCUCGCUUUCCAUGGCUGCCGAAGCUAAGAGAAUUGGUGAGGGUAAGAUUAUCAACGCCAAGGCUGAAGUUGAAAGUGCCAAGUUGAUGAGAAAGGCCGCCGACAUUUUGGCCUCCAAGCCUGCCAUGCAAAUCCGUUACUUGGAUGCCAUUCAGAACAUGGCCAAGAGCCCUGGAACCAGAGUUAUCUUCAUGCCUUCGGCUCAGGAAGUCGAAAAGAUCUCGUCAGGUGUUACUGAAAACUCGCCCAAGGAUAAGUUGGUCAACUAUGAGGAAGAUGAAGACUGGGCUGCAACCCAACUCUCCCCUGCACCAACUGGAAUCCAUAACUCCAGACAAGUUGCUGAUACCGUUGCAUUGCAAGAAGCCUUAAAGUAAGCCUUUUGAGAGGAGUUUAGGGCCCUGAUCACCGGUUAACCAAUUAUUCCAAACGACAAGAAUUUUCCUUUAUCUUCAAUAACUUCAAUGGGCUUCUAUUGAGUUUUCUUUACUUUUCAGAACGUCUAUGAUGACGCCGCUAAUGAUAACCUACCAUCGCUUGAUACGAUUGUUUUAAUAACUGCUUAAUAUAAUAAUAUGCCGAUUAUCUGUAGUAGGGAUUCCAAGGGAUUCU